Molecule: messenger RNA, 702 nt
Organism: Sesamum indicum (sesame)
Lineage: Eukaryota; Viridiplantae; Streptophyta; Magnoliopsida; Lamiales; Pedaliaceae
Source: RefSeq, a predicted model, not a curated record
GCUGAAUUACCUCCGGCCGGACGUUAGGAGGGGAAAUAUCACGCCAGAGGAGCAGCUUUUGAUCAUGGAGCUGCAUGCUAAGUGGGGUAACAGGUGGUCGAAAAUCGCGAAGCAUCUGCCUGGAAGAACAGAUAAUGAGAUCAAGAAUUACUGGAGGACUCGAAUCCAAAAGCAUAUAAAGCAAGCUGAAAACUUCACAGGCCAACCUGCGGAUCAUCAUCAUCAUCACACCAAUGAUCAAGCCAAGCCCAAUGAUCAAGCCAGCACCAGCCAACUCUCCAGUUGCGGACCUGCGGAUCAUGCAGUUGAAUCUUACUCUCCCCCAUCCUUUAAUCCCAAUAUGGAAGCUUUUCAAGGCCCUUUCCCCACUGAAUCAAAUGACAACUUUUGGAGCAUGGAGGACCUUUGGUCCAUGCAGUUACUCAAUUAAUGGAGAAGACAAAAUAAUAAUAAUAAUAAUAAUAGUAGUAGUAGUAUACUUUCACGCGUCGUCAACUCCAAGCCCUAGCUAGUAUCGUUCGAUGUCCGUAUAUAUAUAUAUAUACAUAUAUAUUAUAUGAAUUAAUUAAUUAGUUCAUAUAUCUCUACGUACUACUUCAAUUUCUAGUCCUUCAAUUAAGUAUUAGUUCACAUGUAAUAUGGUGGUUAGGUAUAUAUGAAUUCCGUAUGUUUAUACACUAAACCUACAAUUAUCUUGUGAUA